This is a messenger RNA of Paramuricea clavata, 31787 nucleotides long. NCBI's taxonomy places the organism in Eukaryota, Metazoa, Cnidaria, Anthozoa, Malacalcyonacea, Plexauridae. The record is from the annotation of a GenBank genome assembly.
GGUUCCGGCCCGAACUAACCAGCCGUAACUGAGUCCUGGCGCACCUCUAAAAGUGAACUGAAGGUCAUCUGACAUCAUCAUACAUAUAGUCAUCGGUCAUUUUAUCGCACAUUAUCACAUCAAAGUCAUCGGACAUUUUGUCAAAUGGCCAUGUAAAAGAUAUUUUAAGGCCUGUUUAUGAGGUAAUGUAUCUCUCAUUCUCUCACACCAUAGCUGUUUGAAAAUUAUGAACAUUUUUAGACCUCACCAAGAGCAUUUGCAAAAGGUGCAACUGUGUACAGGGGCGUAGGAAGCACCUGGAGUUUGGGGGGGGCACCGGCUUGUAGGGGCACAUUACUAUCGGAAAGGCCACCUAAAAAAUUUUUCCCGGAAAUGUUGUCGACGGGGGGGGGGUGGGAAAUUUCUCCUGAGGAAAAUUUUCCGUCGUAUCAUACCGAAAUUUAUGUUUGUGACCUAAUUUUUAAAAAAAUUUGUAAAUUUCCACACAAAAGCGGCACCUAUUGUUUUAAUUUAGUAUUUACAGCGACAUUAGCUUCUACAAAAGGGGCACUUUUCCUCACAAAAAAGGGCACUUUUCAACACAAAAAGGGCACUUUUUAUCACAAAAAAGGGCACUUUUAGUCCUUUAAAAAAAUUUGGGGGGGCACAUGCCCCCGAAACCCCCCCGCUUCCUACGCCCCUGACUGUGUAGGCAGGAAUCAAACCUGCAGUAAACCUUUCAACAUUUAGUUGAUUGGCUUGUUCCAGAAAAGAUCCCCCCCCCCCCAUCAGAGGAAUUUUUUUGUUGUCUGGACGGAGAGGGGAGAAACAUUUGUUUCUGAUAAUAGUAAGUGUAUUAGGACAUCCAGAAGGGGAGUGGGGUUAACUUAAAAUUUCCUCCGUGGAGGAGGUGUAUAAUUAGACAUUUUCUGGAAUAACCCAUUGAGUGAGAUGCCGAAAAAUCCUUGAUAUUUUCCUAUUUGGAAUGAACCCUUUCUCUGCACGGAGCAUAGCUGCAAAUAAUAGGAAACAUAGAAGCAAGAGGAAAGUAGACAAUGUCUGGCCUAUAGAGUACAGGGUGUGAUAAUUUUUAGUUGUACCUCACUGGUAACAGCAGAAAAUUUGAAGCAAAUGCACACACAGUCAGUCCAAUCAAGAGUUCUGUUUGUCAUGUCACAGGCAGCAAGUUGAUGUAGUAUGAAUAUUUUGUAGGUGAUAGAACUACAGUUUGAUCAACUACCUGAAGGAGAAGAAGUUUUGAGUAUUCUGAAGCAAGAAAAUGCACAGCUUAAAAUAUGGAAUGUUUUGGCCGUAAGUUUUAAAUUAAAUGUUAACACAAGCAGCUAAUAAGAGAAAUCCACUCUGCCAUGUGUGAGGUUAGAGUUAGACAAAAAAGCCCCUCAUGCGUCUACCAAUCUUUUAGCGAAUGAAAUCUCUGACCUAAUCUUUUGAAGUUCCUUGUAGUUUUGUAUGGCAAAUAACAAAAAUAUCAGUUUUGGUUUGUGGAAACACUUAGUUUUGGAGCAAUUCUUUUUUAAUUUUCAAAGCUUGGAGCAAUUUUUCAGAACCUGUUUGUUUCAAAAUUGAUAUAACAUUUAAUGAAUGUUUGUGCCAUCUGUGCUGCCAUAAUUGAUAUAAAAUAUCAUUCUCAUUAGCAUUUAUAAAAAGCAAGAAUACUGUAAAAAGAAAGAAUACUGUAGAAAGCAAGAAUACUGUUAAAAGUAAUAAUACUGUAAAAAGCAAGAAUACUGUAAAAAGAAAGAAUACUGUAGAAAGCAAGAAUACUGUAAAAAGCAAUAAUACUGUAAAAAGCAAGAAUACUGUAAAAAGAAAGAAUACUGUAAAAAGAAAACCUAACCCACCCUACCUAAGUUUUUGCAAGGUACAUAAAAGGUAUUUUUUGCCUUGGUACCAGGACAACACCCGGAUCAAACGUAAAGCGCAUGUGCGAGUAUACAGAAAUGGCGGGGAAAAUAUCUGCCAAAGUGUAAAUACGGGAAAAGAAAAGGGUUUACUAUAAGGAAACGGCUGAAGCUAUAAGGUCGGGAAUUUUUCCUGGUGUCAAGACGAUGUUAUCCUGAGUUUAAACACUCGUAAUUUUCUUUCAACGUUUUGCUAAUAUCUCUUCUGAAUAGAAAUGUUAGGUGAGUUUGUGUAAAAUCGUGCCGAACUGAUGCUACGUACAUGAAAACGAGGCUCUUUAGCCUGAAUGACGUACUUUCUGAAUGUAUAUUUGAUGGGGUUAAUUAUCCGACUGUGUUUAUGACCCUGAGCUUAUAUAUUACAGAUGGACUAGUACAUAGCAUAUGAAUUAGACUGGAACGGUAAAAUCACUCGUUCUCCCCCUUGCAUGCUCAUUGUUGUAAAACAAAAUAUUUAUCAGAAGUGGUUUUGUGUUCUAUUGUGUUGACGAUAAUUACUCUCCCAUCAUAAUACAACAUUGAAACGGGGGAGGGGGAUUACAUGUAAAUUUUUGCAAUAUUUACAAAUGUAGCCUUUUGAUCUAAGUGUCCUACCUUUUCAUGUCACUGAUAUUGUAGCCUUUUCAUGUCUCUAAGUGUCCUACCUUUUCAUGUCACUUGCGUUAUCGCAUCAUGCUCAUUAAAAUGUGCAUACCAAUGACAAAUGUUUAACGAUCAAAUAUUUAUUAUUUAGUUAUCAGCUUUAUUGGACAAAUAUAGUAGAAACAUUUACAAGUUUAAGUCCAAAGGGGAUAGCGCAAACGGGACAACGAGACCCAUGCUAGGCGCACCCCCUCCAAAAAAAGAAGGAAAAAAAAAACCCCCAACCUAAUUCACUAUAUACAAAUAUAUAUUACAUAACAUGCAUAUUAAGAACGGUGGCAGGGGCAGUCUCUUGUGAGCGACCAAGUGCAUGCCAUAUCAACAUUAAAAGUACUGUUGACCAAUGCGGUUUAUGUCACAUGCAGAAAGCUUUUAAAAAUUGUUAAACUGGCAAACUUUUCAGGAGAGGCUAUUUUUCCAACAUUAUUCCAAGUUUUAACUAUUCGGUUAAAGAACGAUCCUUGGAAAGUGGAUGUUCUACAGUAAGGAGAUUUUAACAUUAGAGAUGGAUUCUGAGUACGAGUUCGAUUAUGAUGUAUAAAUGACACAAAAUAUUCAAUGUUCAAAUCAGUGUGGCCGAAAAUACAUUUAUAGACCAGAACAAGAUCUCUGAUUUCUCGAUCGUAAGUUAGUGGCAAUAAAUUGAGAGUUUUCAGUCUAUCUUCAUAAGACAUUUCUCCAACUUUACUUUUGAGGAUCCAACGUGUAGCGCGCCUAUUUUACUCGCUUCAAUUCGUUAGGCCUAAAUUACGUCCGACACGGAAAACGUCAUCUUAUUGUAAAAUACUACCAACACUCAACACAGCUGAAAUCUUUCUUUAUAACUGGCAUUUCCAUCGCUAAAGCUCGUACUUGAAAUCAUUCAUGUUGUUUAGAUUCAAUAUUUCAAAGAAGGGAGAACAAGAGAUUUUGUUGAGUUGUUGGAAACUGCAAAGACAGGUACGUCUAUACAUGACAACUUUUCUGCUUCAGAUUUCGUUCAAAAACGCGCAACAAAAGUUGCUGUAUAAGUCAACGUUACUGCACAUUUUGAAAAGCAAGACUCAACCAACACUCUAAAACUGCUUUAUUUGAACUGGGUAGACUCGGUAAAUAUCAAGAUUUUGUUGUUGAUGGAAAUUAUCGAGUGAAAAUUUAUAAACAUUUAUUACACCUAACCAGAAACAGCUGCGAGAAAUGCAACUUUGGGUCCCUGACAGGAAUCUAACCUGCGGCCCUGCGAUUUGAAAACUAAGUGCUAAGAUUAGAAAACUAAAAAAGACUCAUUUCCCAACUGUAAUAGUAUGCUCACACGUGCCACUUGAUUUUUCUCCAGAGGGAAACAUCAAUUAUACGAAGAGCGAUAGAGACAGGAUGAUCUGCUUGGAUACUCUAGCUGCGUAUUAUGUUCAAGAAGCGAAAAAAGAGAAAAAUAAAGAAACAAAGAAAGAAAUGUUUACGAAGGUAGAAAUGACGUCAUCAUCUUGGUUAUUUUUCUUGUUUCAGGAAACGACCUCGUUCUUAUUCAACUGAAUUCAGUUUUUAAACUCAUAUUUCAGGAAACGACCUCGUUCUUAUUCAACUGAAUUCAGUUUUUAAUCUCAUAUUUCAGGAAACGACCUCGUUCUUAUUCAACUGAAUUCAGUUUUUAAACUCAUAUUUCAGGAGAAUAAAAAUGAAGUUGUUUAAUUAAUGUAUAAACAGGGAAAUAACUGAAAGACAGAGAAAGUAAGACUGUGUGAAUUUCUUAACUCAAGAAUAAAUUCUCUUUUUACACAAGCAGCUUACCCACGACGUUUUCCUCGACGCUUUCGUCAUUAUUUUAAAUCCAAGCAAUAGCGUCCUUUACCGGUAUUAAUAACCUUAAGAAUUGAAGCGAUUUUAUUGGUCGAGAGCCAUGAUCUAUUAUAGAGGACCGACGCACCGAAUUACGUCACACAAACUUGGUUUUGUGCAGACAAUCACAAUUCACAAUUAAAAUUUUAGCCUAGUGAAAUUCUAGGUCUAAUAUAUCUAUGAUUUAUCCUAACCCACCCUGUCAACGUUCCCUGUGGGAGGAAACCAGAGCACUCGGAGAAAACUCACGACUUUUGACAGAGUGUUGACUGACUCUUUUCACAUGAAUCGAACCCACGAACUCAGAGGUGAAACUGAGGCGCUUGCUCUGACAACUGCUGCGAAGAUGAUAAAAUUGUAGGGUGGGAUUCUUACAUAUUUUGUUCUAUAUAUAAUUAACAUUUAGCUCUUUGUGUGUAUACGCCCUUCGUGGAAACCAGUUGUAAAUAAUUGUCGAAGUUAGCGUAUUGAAAUUAAGUUUUACAUACAAGUUUUACAUACAUUUUUACAUGUAUGUAAUAUGUGUGUGCGUGCGUGCGUGCGUGCGUGCGUGCGUGCGUGCGUGCGUGCGUGUGUUUGUUCGUUUUGUGAUCAUUUUGUAUUGAAUCAUCUUGCAGGCAACACAACUUUUUACAAUGGCUGACAAGAUCAUUAUGUAUGAUCAGGUAAAUAUAUCCACUCUUUUCUCUCAUUAUUGUUUCAAAGCUACAUUUAUAUUGACUAACGUCUCGAAACGUCGAAGUUCUCCUUGUAUUUUCAGCUAGUUGUAUCCCUAUCGAUCCCCACCUCUCUCCUUUGCAAUGUCCCAUUCUGUUGGGAAUAACCUUAGUUUGCUUAAAUAUUAUUCAAACAUCUUAUAUAUAGAACCAUCUUCUGGGUCGUGCGUAUUUUUGUUUGUUGGAAGGAGACAAAAUUGAUCAAGCUGAUGCGCAGUUUAACUUUGUUCUUGCUCAGGUAAGAUCAUAUUUGGGUCUCUGGAUCAUGUGAGACCUCCCUAAUCCGAAGUUUUCUUUCACCCAUCAUGAAAAUCCUUAAAUGUCUGCAUUUUUCUCUUUCAGUCUGGAAACAACAUUCCUGCAUUGUUGGGUAAGUCCACAUACGGUGUUUGUAGGCAGUGGCGAAGCCAGCCCGACAAUUUGGUCAUGCUAUGCAAAUAUUUCUGUGUUCAUAGACCGUGAAAACAAUCAAUUUCGAAAGAAAUGAUAAUGAUUUAAAAUUUGCAUAGCAUGACCAAAUUGUCGGGCUGGCUUCGCCACUGUUUGUAUAGGUAGACACUAUAACAGACGGCUGCGGCUACUAACACUUAAAAAAUUUAAUUUCCAUUACUGGGUUUUUAAAGAUUUACCAUGUACUGUACACUACCAAUGUAAAAACUCAAAACUUACCAUUGUUGGUUAUUACAGAUUUUCCAUAUGGUAAAUUGGUAAACAACCAUGAUGUCUAAUAUUUAUCAUUAAUGGUAUUUUCCUGGAAAUCUAUAAUUACCAAUAAUGGCAAGAGUUGAGUUUUUACCAUAGAAAUAAUAGAUAUAGAAUGCGUACUUCUAUCUUUUCUCAGUGAAAAAUUUGUUUCCACAAAAUGGCGGAUUUAUAAGGGCAUUUUGGUUGGUCCCAGACCCCUGAGGCGGGGAAUUUCGCGCGGUUGCAGAGAGUGCGAAUUGUUUUUUCAACUGCAAAGUUUGCAAAAAAUUUUAUAUCGAGACUUAAAAUGGAAAAAAAGUUUUACAAAGAAGAAAAAGUCGCUAAAAACCCAUUUAGUGGGCUUUUUUACGAAAAGCAACAGUUAUACAGAAUAUAUACAGAAAUCGUCGUUUAAAAAUAAAUUUUCAACACUGUUGUGCAAGCCAAAACAAAACCCGAAAGGUCAAGACAAACUCAAACUCAAUAGGUAUGUUCUACAAAUAUUUCAACUCUUUUAUAAUAUAAAUGAAGUUCAAUAAUCUUUUUAAACUCACACAAUUACUUUUCAUAUUUUUCUACGUUGCUUGAGCUUGAGGCAACGCAGUUGAAACCAUAGUUUUUAACGAUUUAUUAAUAUUUAGACAAUUUUAAUACAGGUUAUCGACAACUAAACAUUUUUGUUUCAAGAACAUGUGAAACAGUUCGUUUACAUUGAAGAAAAACGAAACCCGCCGACGAAGAAAGAACUAUUAUUUUGUAAUCUUAUAAAAUAUAGCAAAACCGUGAAGUAGUGACAUUCAGAGCAUGCAAAAAUGUUUUAUGAGUAAAUUAUAUUUACGCGAAACUACUUUGUUUUUACAAGGCUGUACUAUUGCUUUGACAGUUUGUGCCUUCAAAGAACUCAAAAUCUAUCCCCAAACUACAAAUUAGACAACAAGACAAACGUUUUGACAAACGUAUCUAUUAUUUCUAUGGUUUUUACAUUCAAGAAUCCAUUAAUGGAAAUUGUGGAAUUUUUCGCUGUGUAACUUCCCAACGAAGGGUCUUCGUUCGAAACGUCAAAAUUCUGUUUUUAUUUUGAAGCAGUUGUGUCUUCUUCACACCGCAGCAGUCUAAGCAUAGUUCAUAGAAAUAAGGUCUAAGUAAACUUACGGCGCCGACAGACGAUCAAGCUGACGUGAAUAUCCGUUGUGUUUUUUAGGAAAAGCUUGUAUUUCGUUCAACAAGAAAGAUUAUAAAGGGGCGUUAGCAUAUUACAAGAAAGCUCUGAGGACUAACCCUAACUGCCCAGGUAAAGUUUAGAAAAAUGCAUAGAUGAGGCACAAUUUUUGUUAUAGUUUUUUUAUUCUCCAUGUUAGCACACAGUGAGCUCAUUAAAUUAAGAGUUUACAAAUGACGGUUCUGACAUCCGCGGACGUCACUGAUGCAUAGUUUAGCCACAGAUUAGAAAUACAUAGUGUAGUGUAGUCCUAAUCUGUGAUUUUAGCCGUUAAUUAUUUCGUCAGCUGUUUUUGCUUGAAGUCAAUUCUUGCUGUUUCACUUUCGUCAUUUCCAGACAAGAGUGGCCAUCCGUUCAAAAACAUCGCUUGCUUGAGCUCUCUAAUACCUGGAGUAAGAACUUUAGUCAAUUGCCCAAAAGAAGGAAGUCAGGCACGUCCGUUUCACUUACUCUCUCGUUUUAUCGUAAUAAAAGAGAGCAAGCGACCUGUUUGAUUCACAAACGACGACUGCAAGUCAAUCGAGCGGUUAUAGAUAUAGCAACAGUUAAAAAAUACAGCAAAUUGAAACUAAUGUUCGCAGGAGUUCAUGCUUAACAUAACAGUAAAACAUGUCCAUGUUGAGACACAGUUUCAUCACCAGGGACGUUCUCUCAGGAGGGCCAUACCUUUUAGGGGGCGCCAAAAAUGUGUGAAAUGAAACCAAAAUUGUCAAUUGUACUUUUAAAAUGUUGAAAAUUUAUAACCAUGGGCGCCAUAUUUUUUGAGGUUGCCUCUCCUGACGAACGGGAUCCAGAACGCCACUGUUCACCACUUUGGCUGACCCAAAAAUGUUUCACCAUGUGAUCAAAGUGCCCAGUAUUCUAUAUCGAGUUCCUGCGAGAUGUUUAGUUGGAUCGUACAAUUUCUACACGGGGUAUUGAAAUUUUUUGCUAAAUUUAGCUGCUGUUCGUCUUGGUAUGGGUCAUUGUUUUGCCAAGCUUGGUAAAGAUGAGAAAGCUAAACUCGCCUUUGAACGAGCAUUACAGCUGGAUCCAUAUUGUACUGGAGCUAUGGUUGGUCUCGCCAUCAUAGAGCUGAGUUCAAAAAAGGUAAAAAGAAUAAAGUUGUGUAGAGUUGUAUAAAAAGUUCAAGGUAUAAAGUUCAGUUUCUCUUCAUUUGUCGACUUUGGAGGGAGUGUGGUAUUGCUGAAAGCUGCUUCGAGAGACCCUUGCAGAUCAAUUUUAUUUGGAUUGUGCAAUGUGGUUUUAAAAAUGCAGACAAUAGAAUAAGAAUAAUAAAUAUUAUUAUACAUUUAAUAUGUAUUCUCGUUUCUAAUUGGUCAGAAAGCACCGGCUAAUUUUCAGUAUUCGGCAUUUAUUACGUAUUUUCCGCCGAUGACGUCAUCAGCGUCCAAUAAUUGUUUUUUGGAUCGAACUUGCAUCCAAAAAAAAAAUUAUUGGACUCUCUCGUGCCCAAACCCUUGCGCGGCCAAAAGCUUGAACCUAUAAGCGCGGGAAAAAAAACAAACAAUGGCCGACAGCAGAUUUGCUUCGCUGAAUGAAAGUGAACUCUCCAAAUUAUUGGCAGAUAAGGAUAGUGAAAGCACGAAAAAAGCCACAAAGGGGUAAAUAGAAGUAGAAAUAGAAUAUUUAGCUGACCUUUGACUUUGUGCAAGGUGUUUGAUAUUCAAAUUGUACUUUUCCUACCUCAUGAACAGGAAUCGUCCUAUACGUUUCUCAUGUCUUUAAAUGUAUAAUAAAACAAUUAUUGGAUUCUGCUUUCGCAUGAUAUCAAGAAUUAUUCAGACCUCGGUCUAUGUUAUCCGCCUCAGCUUCGCUUCGGCAGAUAACAUUGACCUCGGUCUGAAUAAUUCUUGAUAUCAUGCUCAGCCUCAUCCAAUAAUUGCUUAUUAUUUAAUGUCGAAUGACACAGAGUGUGGUUGCCCAGUCACUCGAGCCACCAGGCUCGUGGUAGAAGUGCACGCAUUUGACAGCCAAGUAAAUCAGAUUGAUGAAUCUGGUUUCUAAAUUCAGAUAACGAGGUUGAUGACUUGGCAGAAAGUGGUAACUGAUUCCAAAUAUGGGAAAUAAUAUACUUCUUGGAGUUAUGCAAAUAAUAAGCAAUUAUUGGAUGAGGCUGAGCAUGAUAUCAAGAAUUAUUCAGACCGAGGUCAAUGUUAUCUGCCGAAGCGAAGCUGAGGCGGAUAACAUAGACCGAGGUCUGAAUAAUUCUUGAUAUCGUGCGAAAGCCGAAUCCAAUAAUUGUUUUAUUAUACAUUUAAAGACAUGAGAAACGUAUAAGACGAUUCCUGUUCAUGAGGUAGGAAAAGUACAAUUUCAAUAUCAAACACCUUGCACAAAGUCAAAGGUCAGCUAAAUAUUCUAUUUCUACUUCUAUUUACCCCUUUGCGGCUUUUUUUCGUGCUUUCACUAUCCUUAUCUGCCAAUAAUUUGGAGAAUUCACUUUCAUUCAGCGAAGCAAAUCUGCUGUCGGCCAUUGUUUGUUUUUUUCCCCGCGCUUAUAGGUUCAAGCUUUUGGCCGCGCAAGGGUUUGGGCACGAGAGAGUCCAAUAAUUUUUUUUUUGGAUGCAAGUUCGAUCCAGAAAAACAAUUAUUGGACGCUGAUGACGUCAUCGGCGGAAAAUACGUAAUAAAUGCCGAAUACUGAAAAUUAGCCGGUGCUUUCUGACCAAUUAGAAACGAGAAUACAUAUUAAAUGUAUAAUAACGACUGUUAUACAUAUCCUGUACCACAUUAUGACCACCACCUCUUAAAGGGGCAAUGUCACCGAUUUUUUACCUAAAAUGCCAUUUAUUCAAAAACUGAACUACAAAGUUAAAAAUAAACAUUGUAAAUGGAUUAAGUUAUUAUUUUGUGUGUGUUGGUAUUAAGUUAUGAUAUAUGAGUCAUAUUAAACAACUUUGAACUUCCACGCAACAUGUAACAUGACAUUUUCAUAAAAAUUGACUAAAACUUGAAAAUGUGUCUGCCAACAAUUAAUCAAGAUGCAAUUUACAAUCCAUCUUAAUCCUGAUGUAAUCUUGCCCAUCCAGACUUCUGUACAUGUGACUUGUGUCUGUUAUCGCUUUAUUUUGUGCUUACACUUACACUUAGAAUUGCUCAAAACUCGGUGACAUUGCCCCUUUAAAGCAUAUGGAGUAUUAAGAAGUUUAAAAAAAUUAGAAGUAUAGGCAGGGUCAUUUUGUUUGAAACUUUUAUAGAAUAUCAUUAGUGACUGCUCAGCUCUCCUGUGUUCAAGCGAGAGACAAAGUAGUACUGUACAAUACAGAGCUGGACAAAGUAUCGGAACCAAGGAGUUCCCAGAGUUCUACAUUUUUGCAGAAAUUUUCACACACACUUUUAUGUUUGAUAGCUAAUUCUGAAAAUUAUACUAAUUGAAUAGCUAAAUUACCAAAUACCUAAUUAUUGAAAUGAUUGAAUACAUAAUUAUCUCAGUACUAACACGUGCCCUUGCUACACGGGGACAGGGGCUAACUUAACAUUGAACAUUUUCUAGCCCGAUGCGAUUAAAACUGGUGUUCAGUUGCUUUCUAAAGCAUAUUCAAUUGACAACUCAAAUCCGAUGGUUUUAAAUCAUUUAUCAAACCAUUUCUUCUUCAAAAAGGUAAGUGCUAACAUUGUCCAAGUAUUAUACUGUACAAGGUGUAUUUAAAGCGAAUUCCUCUUUAAAAAAGUGUAUUACUUUUCAGUGUGUCCACACACUGUAAUACUAGUAUAUCGAUCUUAUACAAACUCAGCAUCGCCACCAAAAGCUCUCUUCGUUGUUUUGGACGAACUGAUGUAAAAUGACAUGGAUUGUAGAGUAACCAUGUAUAAGACUAACGCCCGUAUUCUAAAACAAUCUCUCUAAAACAAAUUCUCAAUCUGAGCUUUUCUUGAGUGUCAUAGCUGUUUUUGAAUAGCUGGGGGGUGAGUAGUCACAUAGAGAAGCUCAGAUUCAACCUCCACUCAUUGAGUGUGAGUGUGAGUGAGCUUUUAGAAUACCGACGUAAGUAACGAUGAAAAAACCAAGUCUCUAUAGUGUUGGUAGAAUGACGAAACCGACUACUUUAAGGCUUAGCAUUGGAAAAUAGCGAUAUGAUUUCAUUGAUAAAUUUGGAGAAUCUUUGGUAAAGAGCAUAGCUUUGCAGGAAAUACCACUCCGUGAGGUACAAUGAUUUUCAGUAUUUCAUCAUAUAUUUCUUCAGGAUUACACGAAGGUUCAACAUUUAGCAUUACAUGCUUUCCAUGGAACUGAAGUUGAAGCUAUGCAAGCAGAAAGUUGUUAUCAAAUGGCAAGAGCUUUUCACGUACAGGUACAUAAUAUGAAAACUACCUUUAUGUAACAUGCAUGCAACCCGAGGUUUGGGAAAAGAUUUGUUUUAUAUUAUGUAUGUUGUUGCUGCAGUAUCAAGUGUUCAACGAGACGUUUAUCAUUUAGCUACAAUAGACAACAUUGGCUUACAUGAUAAUUCAUCCUCCCAGUAAGUACUUAGCCUUGACUAUAGAGCUUCGUUUUCGUGAAAUCUGCUUUAGAGCCCUUUAUCUUAUUACUGCAUGCGACCUAAUCAUAUCAAGAUCUUAUAUAACUGCAUGAUUUCGUAAAUGUGUUACCUGUAACAAAACGAAGGCCUCUAAAGUCUGGUGAUUGCUAAUGAUUAAACUCGCAGCCAAAAGUAUGGAAUCGUUUUCGACCUAUACAAUUCUAAGUUUUUUGCAUGUCACUCAUUCAGUCACAUCCGCCAGGAGGAGAUUUGCUAGUGUGAACCAGGCUUUAACACAAUAUCUCAAUCAUGAGAACGAAGCUCUAUUGUCAAGGCUGAGUAGUUUCCGGAAGGGUGUAUCCAAUUCAGACCACGUGUCAUAACAGAUUCCUUGCUAUGAACAAAGAGUUAGUUAUAACACGUGGUUUGAAUUGGCCAAUUUACAUCUAAUUAUCAUGCAAGCGAACGUUUUCUAUAGCAGGAAACGGUGAAACAUGUCUGCGCAACACACGUUCAAUAUAUCUCGUCUGAAUUUUAUAUAAGAAAGCUUGAGAUUGAUAACGAUACAAAUACCUGACAAAUACAAGGAGAAAUUAUUUUUCAGGUAGUUGCAUCCCUAUCAAUCCGUAACUUGUUUAUUAUUGCCACUACCUAGCACAUACAUAUACUGACGCAUGCAGACCUUUUGAAUUUUAUAUACCCUGCGCCAAUAGUAAUAGUGGUAAAUUUAUUUAGUGUUGAUUACACACGGUGUAGUUGCACAGUUCACCAGAGCCAUAGGCUUGACAACUGAGGUCUGAGUGUUUGGUGAGGGAGAAAAACCCUUGAAGCACAUGAGAGAAUCAACCACAACUCUACUUACAUAAGUUUUCACAGGGAAGUUACCCAACACUCAGCGGUAUAGAACUAACUGUGCUUCAAUAAAGUUUGUUUUCGUUGUUUUUCAUUGGACGAAAGAUCACGUGAGAUCACGUCACAUCAUUGCACAAAUGUUUCAAAGCUCAGGCUCAGUAAUAAGAACUAUAAAGUCUGUAAUUGUGCUGAGAUGCUUACACGACUUGUUUGUUUCUAGAAUGAUUACGACCAAGCAUUCCAGUAUUACUAUCAGGCCACUCAAUUCGCUUCUCCUGGUUUUAUUUUACCAUACUUUGGAUUGGGACAGAUGUACAUUGCUCGUGGGGACACUAACAACGUAAGUAGAACCAAAAACGAAUUUAAACCAGAGAUAUUGGGUUUCCGGCUGAGACAUACUCCAUGGUUAGAGUUGUAGAACUUCAAAAAACCCGUUAGGUAUGUAUAUAUGACGAAGCUAGGGCACGAUAACUUAAAACGUCAGAAUUAUACUUUGAUACAAUUUUUAUUGUUAGGUUCCAAUGUAGGCAGCAAUAGACAAUAUAUGGUUUACACUACCUGAAAAUAUAACAAAAACGUCUUUCAAUGUUUCAAGGUCCUAACUUCGCCAUUGCUCAAAACGUCGAAGAUUUCGUUAAUAUUUCCAGCCAGGUAGUUCAAUCCUGUCAUCCUCAAGCAAUUAUACUUUGUAGAAGGCUUUUGUAAAUGGAAAUUUUGAGCGCUGCACUGGAAUCACUGGUUCGAUGCAGUUGUAUUUUUCGCAACAGUUUCUGGUUAGGUCUUAAAUUAUGUGUAUUUAUACGCUUGCUUGCGAUAUCCAAUUAUACUUUGCUUAUAUUUUAAGGCUUAAAAGUAUCGACACCCAACGAAUUCCUUAUAAAUGGGGACGUAAUGUUCAUUCUUUUCAUUAGAUGUAAUAUUCCUGUAUUUGGUCAAUAGAAUUGAGAUAUGUAGUUUAAUAUCUUGCUUCUAAAAGUGUUCCUACGUUGACUACGAUGUGCUUGUUUGUAACGUCUCUUCCUAAAUAAUGCGGUUGUAGGAGACUAGCCAAGCUCACAUUUUCUGUUAUUAGGCGGCUGUAUGUUUUGAGAAAGUUUUGAAAGCAAUGCCAGGAAAUUAUGAAACGAUGAAAAUCUUGGGAUCCCUGUACAGUAAUUCCGAGGAUAUGGAGAAGAAAGAAACAGCCAAGGUAUUGUCUUAUAUUUUAUUGCUACUGUAUUUUGACACAUUGUAGCACAGGUGUUACAGUAGAUGUGGUUAGUGGUGUUGCCCUUUACCUUGGAGCUCAAUCUGUUGUAAUUGCAGGUUGGGGUUGGGUAACUACUCUAUGCUUGAAAACCUUGUGUAAGUAAAGGCGUUGUUACACUAAGCAACUUAUCUUGGAACUUGUCUCGCAAUGUUAAGAAAAGCAGAGUUUCAGCAUUGCACUGCAAGGGAUGUUAUACACCAAACAAUAUGUUCCAUGCAACUUGCAAUGAUCAUUAUUAAAAAUAGUAUAAAAACCGCGAGUGCUAAAUUUUGGCGCCAGAUGGACAGUCCAAAGCCAAUAGGAAGCCAUUCAGUGUAUAAAGAUUGCGAGACUAGUUGCAAGAGGGAUGAGGGAUCUAAAAAUGCGUUGCAACGUUACCGCGGUCGUUGCGAAAAGUAGAACCUGAUUCUACUUUGUGCAAUGCUUGUUGCAACAAAAAUGUUGCGAGACUUGAUGAUUGCGAGAUAUGUUACACCUUGCAAUUUUGCGUGUAACUUAUGACAAGUUGCAUAGUGUUACAGCACCACCUUAAAACAAAGUUGGUUCUCUCAUUUGCUUCAAGAGGUUACCUCCUGGUCCUUGCAGUCCUCCAACCGAAACUGAAAGCCGGCAGUGAAACAGUCAGAAACGUUUCUGAAAUUAAUAAACAUCAAACCUUGAUGUAACAUGAAAUCCCCAGUUUCAUUGUGUUGAGGUCUUGAGGGCGGGGGGGGUGUGCUUAAUAUAGAGUGUGGGCUUAAUUUUUUCCUGUAUAAAGCUAGGCUAAUUAGAGAGGGAGAGCGUUAUUUGAGAAGAGGAUAUACGGUAAUUAUCUUAAAUGUAGCGAAGAUUUUCGUGCUUGGUUGUAAACUACCUCCAUAGUUACCUCCUACAUCCAAGCCCUUUCAAUGAUAAUCACCGUCCCCUUGUGUUAAAUCCUACAGAGUCAUUUAAAGAAGGUAACAGAACAAUAUCCAGAUGACGUCGAAGCUUGGAUAGAGUUGGCAGGUAUCUUAGAACAAACAGAUGUCCAAGCAGCGUUGUCAGCUUACGGCACGGCCUCGAGAUUACUCAAGGAGAAAGUUGGAGCUGAUGUCCCACCAGAAAUAUUGAAUAACGUUGGAGCUUUACAUUCUAGAUUAGGAAAUCUUAAUGAAGCGAAGGUAAGGCUGCGUCGUCUUCAAUGCAACAUGGUUCAUGUAUUAAAUAAACUUCAUUCGCAUCAUAAGAACUUUAGAAGAAGAGGAACCAAAUAAAACUAACUUUAUUAUACUGAGUAGGUCUGUCAGUUCUAAACUGUUAUUUCUAGUCUACUGUAGGUGCCCAGUCAAUGGAUCAUCGUUUAUUGAUCCAGUGUUACUACACAGACCUAAACUCAUUUGUUAUAUUCUGGAUAGCUGAAUUAGUUCUAAACUGAUCUUUUUAGAGGUGGAGUAUUGAUCCACAGAUCCAGUGUUAUGCUGGGUAGCUCUAUCAAUUCUAAACUGUUCUCUCUAGAGGCAUUGAUUCAGUGUUCAAAACAAUAUGGCGGAUUACUUAUUUUAAGUUAAAUCUUAAAUUAAUUUAGUUUAGUUUAGUUUAGUUUAGUUUAGUUUAGAACGCCAAUUUUUAUUUGACAAUACAGUAGUAGGAUUCUAAUGUUUUAACUAAGGUUUUAGAUUUUUGUAACAAUGAGACUGUGUUGAAAGAGAAAUAUAGACAUUGAUUUCGUCCAAAAGCACAAAUUUAUUAAAAACUCUUUCCUUGCUUCAACUAAGAGACUUUCAUAUACUACAAGAGAAAACCGCAGUACUUGGAGAAAACGCGCUUGAUCUGGUUCAAACUGGAAGUGCCCCUCUCAUUUGUGCCUGAGGUGAAAUGAGAAAACUGCAUAAAGUAGGAAUGGAGCUCCAGUUAUAGCGAUGAAUACACACGCACUCCACACCAACACUUUGGAAGAUUUUUGCCGUAUAUAAAACGAAGAUAUUCAAUGUUUUUGUUUAAUAAUAUUUAGAAAUUUUAUGAAGCGUCGUUAAACCGUGCUCAAACAGAAGGGGAACAUGACGAGAGCUAUUACAACGCAAUCUCAGUAACAACCAACUACAAUCUGGCGAGAUUAUAUGAAGCAACGUCUGAAUUUGAUCUGGCUGAUAAACUCUAUAAAAAUAUCCUCAGAGAACAUCCUAAUUAUGUUGACUGUAAGUUUCUUUAUAAUAAUACGACGGAUUCUCCUGUUGCUCCAACGAAUAAGGAGUGUCGGCAAGAUAUUAUAAAUACAAGAAUACGAGUGAAUGGUUUAUAUACAAUUUUCAGACCUGACCUUUAAAUCUUUCACUAGAAAUUCCAUCUAUCAAAAACCCAAUCAACAAUUAGUUCGAUCGAACAAGAUGGCCAAAAUCUUGAUAUUUGCCUAAUAACAAUAUAUUUGAUUGAUAGGAAUAUGUAACUACCUGAAAAAUACAAGGAGAUCUUGGACGUUUCGAGCGAAGGCCAUUCGUUGGAAGUUUAAUAGCGUUCCCGAUGAAGGGCCUUCGCUUGAACGAUGGCACAGUUUCGACUUUUUCUUAUUAAAGAAUACAUCGCGUCCCAAGUUUGGGUGUGCCCUAACUGUGUUAAACGUUGAUCAUAUUCCUAGUUUUGAACUACCUAAUAGUGUGCAAUGCAUGGUACUGGAGUUUACUCCGUUAUAUAAUGUUCCUUUUCAGGCUAUCUACGUCUUGGUUGUAUGGCUCGAGAUCGUGGUCAGAUUUACGAAGCUUCAGAUUGGUACAAAGAAGCACUACAGAUUAACCAGGUAAGGCAAUAGCUACGGUUUGUAGUAGAAAAAGCUGGUAGAAACAGUUGUUAUGUGACGUCUGUUUGAAUGUAAUCUGUGGUUAAUGCAUUGACUUGAAAAAUGAGUGCCAGUGGUUAUUUUUCAUUUUAAAUUAAAUAAACGUUUUAUUAAAAUAUUUUGAUCACAAUAGUGAUGACCAUGUUAUAUAUUCCAUAUUGUAAAGUUUUUUAAUUCCAGGAUCAUCCGGACGCGUGGUCAUUGAUCGGUAAUCUUCAUCUUGCGAAACAAGAAUGGGGACCAGGGCAGAAGAAAUUUGAAAGAAUAUUAAAACAACCAUCAACAGCAAAUGACUCUUAUUCAUUACUUGCUCUUGGUAAUGUUUGGUUACAAACGCUACAUCAACCUACUAAAGAUAAAUCGAAAGAGAAACGACAUCAAGACAGAGCACUCGCGUUGUACAAACAAGUUUUAAGACAAGAUUCAAGAAAUCUCUAUGCUGCCAAUGGUAUAGGUAUGUUAGACUGACGUAUGAUCAUGGAAAAACCUCGAUAACGAAAACAAAUACAUUGCAGUCGGCAAAGCAACUUUUGUAUAAACAAAUAUUGUUGUUUACAAUAGCAUCAAAACAUAGCGUGUCGAAGAAUAAUGAUGAAGUAAAUAAACAGCUUUCGACUGUGGAUUUCAUUAAAAUGAGAUAUAGCAACCGUAUUAUAGCCUGCUUGCUUUUCCCUCUUCUUAAACGAAUUUAUAAGUUAAAGUUUCUUUCCAGGUUGUAUUUUAGCUCACAAAGGAUUUCAACGAGAAGCACGAGAUAUAUUCUCUCAGGUAAGACGCGCUCUCGUUCAUACUUCGUAACUAAACCACCAUUAUUCAUUCUUCUCCUACAAAUCGUGCGUUGUGAUUGGCGACGUUACUAGAGGGCUAUUGAGUGAUAAUCAAUGUCUGAAUCUCAAAUCUCUUACAAAAUAGUUUUAGUUUUGGAACACAUAUACAAAUAAUCUUAGAAACUGCUUGCAAAAAAGUAAAAUGUUGAAGUACUAUUUAAAACCCGAGCAGAAGUAUAUAAUGAUAAAUCGCGGACUGCGAGUGUUUUAAAUAGUACUUAAAAAACGACCUAUAUAAAGAGUUCAUUAGCGAAGUAAUUUUAAAAAUAAACGUUGUCUAAGCCGAGAAAAUCAAAGUUAAAGUUUAAAUGAUUUUUUAUCAUGAUUUUUUAUCACAUAUAAAACCACCAACACGGCAGUGAUUUCCUUUCCUCAUUAAUUAUUAAUGAGUUUUUACGUUUUAUUACAGUUUGAACAUGAAAGUGACAUGCGAAUUUAUAAAAAUGGAUUUUAUUCAACUGUAUUUUCUUGGCCUUUUAGGCAUUUUCUUGCUUUAAAUAUUAUUUCAUAUAGUUAUCUUUCGUUUAAGUUUUUCCGCCAUAUACAUUACAGUUUCAAAAUAUCAUGUAUUGGUCCGGUAUUAUUCAGUAUUACUACAAGAAGACUUUCACUGGAAGCGACAGAAUAGAACAAGUGUUUAAGUACUAGAUAAAACAUGAGCAGCCGAUCUGUAUCUGAUAUACAAACUCGAGCCGAAGGCGAGAGUUUGUAUAUCAGAUAUAGAUCGGAUGCGAAUGUUUUAUCGUACUUAAAAAACGACCCAUCUUAUGAGUACAUUGGCGAAGUAAUUUUAAAAAUAAACAUUGUCUAAGCCGAGAAAAUCAAAGCUGAAGUUUAUGUAAAUCAGGACAAAUCUUUAUCCGAUUUACAAUCAUUGAUAAAUUAAUCAUUAAUGUUUAUUACAUGAAUUAAACCUCGCACUAAGCACUAUGUCACCUACAUACACCCAGUAGUCGAUAUAAAUGACCGGGAGAUCCCAUGUAUAACCUUUUCCCAAUUGAUGUAGGUUCGAGAAGCGACAGCAGACGUUGCCGACGUUUGGUUAAAUCUUGCUCACAGCUAUGUGGAACAGAAACAAUAUGUUGCUGCUAUACAGAUGGUAAUAUCGCAUUGUGUUUGUCAGGAGAAGGAAGGGUGGGGGGGAGUAAGAAAUUAAUACAAGUGAACUCUAUAUAUAUCUGGAGUGAGAACUCGAGUCCAAAAAGUAAAGCUAUGAUGGAGCUAUUCCAGUCCCUUUUGUAUUGUUUUUUUUGUCUGCGCGGUUAGGUGAACUGAUAACUUGUUCAGCGAUACGAUCCGUUACAAAAAACUGGAAUUAGCUGGGGGGAAAAUUGUAUUAAUAAAAGCUGUUUACGACCUUCAGAGCUAUUGGACGUCAAUGGCCGCCAUCUUGGCUUCAAUUUUCUCAAAGGCCGAAUGACUCAAGUUCUUACUCCAGAUAUAUAUAGAUCUCACUGAGGAAUGCACGGAGCGUAGGAAGGAGCGAGGGAAGAAAGAAAUUUAUGCAUAAAUAAUUUUUUCCCAAUAACUAAAUUUAUAUUUGCUGAAACGAUCAACCGGGAAAUUAGUUAAAUUAUUGCAUGUUUUCGCUUGCAACUAUUGUAUUAAACUGUGUCCACAAGGAUGUGUCCAUGGUCAAAACGAAAUAUAUAUUUGAACUAUUCGAGAGAGACUUGAAGCAAGUCUAGAAGUAAGGAACAAAAACAAGGAAGAAAAUUAGGAAGGAAAGAAUGCAGGGAGGGGAAACGAAAUAAAAAAAAUAUAAUAUGAUAUAGAAAAAUGCGCCCAGAUGAAGCAGAAAGCAGGGAGGGAAGACUAAAUGAAGGAGAAAUAAUCGUGUGGAAUGUAGCAACGGAGUGAAAGAUAGAUUUAUUUUAUUUUCGAAAACGAAAAGUAUUUUCGCUUGUAUCGCUGAUAAUAUGUCACAUGUUAUAGCUUUAAUUACUAAUAAUCUAUUCUUCGUUUUUAUACAAUGUUUUUUCUGAUUGCCUUCUUCUGGUCUCUCAAUGUUUCUUAGUACGAAAAUUGUCUAAAGAAGUUCUUUCGUCAUCACAAUGUUGAAGUGUUAUUGUACUUGGCAAGAGCGUAUUAUUUAAGUGGGAAACUCAAGGAAUGUCGUCAUAUUCUGAUUAAGGUGAUAUAUUGCUUCUUUAUUGCGUAUUUUCCUGUACUUCUAUAACCGAUGUUAUUUGGUUAUGACCACAAAGCUUUGUUAAAACUGUAUGUAUCAGUGCAGUAUUUUCGUUGAUACUUGAGAAAGAUAAUUUGUCAAGACACAUCCACGAAUUAUCCCGACGAAGCUCGAACUGACAAGCUUGCCGUAUUUAUAAACACAGAUGAACUAGAUGAUCUACGCCAAUAAGUUGUCAGGCUGAUCUGUGUUGUUGAUGGAAAAUAUUGAGUGGCAGGGACAUAAAGUUUCAGCUGCUCAAUAGGUCUAAUAAAAUGUAUAUAGAUUUCCACUCGAUAAUUUCCAUCUACAAUACCCUUCAACUAUUAAAUCGAGUGAGAUGCCAACAAAAUCUUGAUAUUUACCCAAGUUGAUCUGUCUGUUUGCGGCGUUUAUACACAGAUGAAUUAGCGGACGAAUUAUCUUUUCGUUGCCCGAGUUCAUCCACUCGGAUCGACGAAGGCCAUCACUCGAAACGUCGAAGUUCUGCUUGUAUUUUUGAGGUAGUUGCAUCAAUCUGAAGCUUUAUUGACAUUAGACAGAUUUAGAUCGAAGACGCGGACGUCAAAGACGACGUGAAAAUGGCGUCAAAAUGGCGUGGCAUAUCCAUACACGGGCACAACACGCCAUUUCACGUCGUUAUUGAAGUCCGCGUCCUCGAUCUAAAUCUGUCUAUUACCUACACAGACCGUUCAUGAUUAGAACACGGAUCCACUGUCUCUACAAGUGGAUGGACCAGCUUUGAUCUUUUUCAUAUUUUCCGCAUCAUUAUUAAAUUUGUACUUCUUCUUUUUAAGGCUCGCCAUAUUGCACCAAACGACACAAUACUUUUAUUCAAUGCUUCACUUGUACAACAGAAAUUGGCCACGGUAAUUCUCAAAGCUGAGAAAAGUCCACUUAAGGUGGUGUUAUCUGCUGUUGGAGAACUGGAAAACGCACAGAGGUGUGGUUAAAACUAAAUUAGAAAUCGUUUGAUGACAAAACUUCAAGGGGUCUAUCAACAAGUAGGAAUAGGUAUCACUUGAAGAAAGUUUCCAAUAAUACCCUACAUGUCCUCCAACCCUGGGGGCAACCACCGCCUAAUAAUUUGUGAAAGCAUGUGAAUGAUAGCUGAAUAACUGUGUAGCAAAGCUUUAACAAUGAUCUUGAACCAUGAAACCUUGGUAAACUGGAAAUAAAGGCAAAAUGAAAGAACUGAGAUUUCCAGCUACAAAAGGUGGUCAUAUGUUGGUGACGUGGUCAUAUAUUCCGCGAAAUGUUCGCGUUAUAUACUGUAUAAAGAUAAAGGGCAGAGCCCAGCAAAUAACUUUAAAUCCAAACAUAAUAAAAGUAAAAAAAAAUAUUAGCUAACGUUUCGUUGUUUACAAUACUACAUCUUCAGAGCAAUCUAAAUGAAUUUACAGGGUAUGGUAUAUACAUUUACAAAAUAAUGGUUUAAUCUUACAAAAACGGUUACAUAGUUUGAAAGAACAAAUGAAUAGAAAGAGAGGAAAACAACUUAUCAGUAACUAGUUAAUAAGUAAAGAUUAAUGUUAAGUGCAUGGUUAGUAUAGUUAAGGUUAAUAUUACAUAACUAAAAUAACUCAAGAGGGGUAGAUCUAAUAUUAGCAUUAAGGACAGGGUUAAGUUGAGAUAUUAAUAGGCUUUCACGGAUAAGAAGAUCCCACUCAGAAGUGCCUGAUGAUAGGAUUUUGAAAUCAGAAGCUGAGACUGGGUGUUUGUGCAUGUGUUUGUGAGCGAGUAUACUAGACAUGGUUGAGAUAGAGCGUUCUUUUCCAGCCAAAGGCGUGCUCUCAAUUGGUGAAUUGCCACAGUUAUAUACUGUAUGUUUAUAUUUCUUUUCGUUCGUGGUAUAUAAAUACCAUUAAUAACAUCGAAUGUCGUCCGUACAAUUAUAAGCCCCCCCCCCAAAAAAAAAAAAUAUGCUCACGAACGAAUAUAAGCCCAGGGCGUAUAUUCGGAUGUUUACGGUAUACGAACACGGGAGUAGCGGUUAUACAAAAUUUUCCCAAGACUUUUGAAACUGAUUGCUUUUCAUUUCCCCCAGAAAUUUCCAGUGGCUGAGUCACCAUGGUGAUCGCAUGAAAUAUGACCUUGCUUGGGCUCAAAGCGAGGCUAGACAAUGCCAAGAUUUAUUAAGUCAAGCUCAAUAUCACGUGACCAGAGCAAGGAAGAUUGAUGAACAAGAACAAGAAAUGAGAAGAAAACAAGAAGAAGAGAAAGAAUCAAUACGCAAGAAGAAAGAGGAGGAAGAGGUAUUGUAUUCUAGGAUAUCGCAAAUAACGCUCAGUGAUAGCUGAUUUUAGGGGGAAAGACAAAAAUGAUCAUGUUUUGUAAUUGACUUUCAGAAACAAAUCAGAAACAGAAACGAUCAUUAGCCCUAUUCACAUUAGAGACGGACAAGUCGUCUAGACGAACAAAUCGUCUCUCAAAAAUCGUCUUCACAGACGGACAAGUAGUCGAACAAAUUCAGACGACUUGUUCGUUUAAAAUUUUGUACGACACGUUUUCACAUCUGAUGAUUUGUACGACUAAAAGACGAUUUUGAGACGAUUUGUUCGUCUAGACGACUUGUCCGUCUUCUAAUGUGAAAAUGGCUAUUGUUCGUGACUCGUUCUUUAGAAAGACGAUCUUUAUAGUUUUAUUGUCUUUCAUUGUUAUAAUCAACCAACCACGAGCCUGGAUAGUAUAAGUAGAUGAUGACCCGAUUUUAGGACACUCACCUGGCCUUUUUUGUUGUCAGUGAGCAUUUUAACUACAUGUAAAUAUUCCUAGAGCGGCAGUGAUGUUUUUUGCCAGUGAGAACACAGUAUUGAUAUUUAAUGUUCAGACGUACAUAUGAAUUGAAUUAGCGGGGUAAUCUAAUCUCUUUGCCAGCCAAUGAGAUAUCGUGAUUUACACGUGCUUGGAAUUUCAUUUUCACACUGGCAGCUUCACUUGACUAACUUCCAAAGCAUAAAACACCGCGAAUUAUCGGCUACCAAAGUAAUUAAGUUACAAGAAAAUGUUACUGUUUGUCCUCGUGAACAGUUGUUGAUGUUUCACCGAGAGGAUUUUGUGCUUGACCGCUGUAAUUUCCUGGGAGGGAGGGAGGAGGGGGGAUAUAAGGAAUUUUAACCUAGGAUAUCAGGAUAUGGCUAGUGGAGGUUGUAUCUGGUGGUUAACAAGAACAUAAAGGACGAUUUACACUACACAACUUUUGCCUACAUCAACUGUCGCAUGCAACCUGCUUACAACUCGAGUUGUACUGUGUGUUUUAUAUAGUACAACCUGCUUACAACUCGAGUUGUACUGUGUGUUUUAUAUAGUACAACCUGCUUACAACUCGAGUUGUACUGUGUGUUUUAUAUAGUACAACCUGCUUACAACUCGAGUUGUACUGUGUGUUUUAUAUAGUACAACCUGCUUACAACUCGAGUUGUACUGUGUGUUUUAUAUAGUGCAACCUGCUUACAACUCCAGUUGUACUGUGUGUUUUACAUAGUACGACCUGCUUACAACUCGAGUUGUGUUGUGUGUUUUAUAUAGUACAACUUGCUUACUGGAGUUGUACUGUGUGUUUUAUAUAGUACAACCUGCUUACAACUCGAGUUGUACUGUUUGUUUUAUAUAGUACAACCUGCUUACAACUCGAGUUGUGUGCUUGAUUUAUGCGGUACAACUCGAGUUGUAAGCAGGUUGCAUGCGACAGUUGCUGUAAGCAAAAGUUGUGUGGUGUAAAUCGUCCUGAAGAUGAGAAGGAAACGGGAGGGAAAAUACUACGCCGGGAGAAAGAGAGUUGUUCAAUAAACAGGAUGAUAUUGAAAUACUUGUUCCAAAAUAUGUCUUCCAAGACAAGUAACAAUUUGUCCCAUUAGAUAAAACUCCCUGACCAUCCUCGACAGCCCAAGCUGCGAUGUAGUGAAGAUUUCGCUCGAGACUACGAGUUGUUCUCUGUCUUAAUUAAUAUCAAAGUAUAUUGCAGCAAUAAAUUUACGUGGUGUUUCCACAAACAAAAGUAUUAUAUUGUACAUUUCAUAUCCUGAGGGUGAUUCUAUGAUACAAUAACUUCAAUGUUAUGUUUAUAUGCCCGGCUAAUUGGAUAUGAGUUAAAGAGCUGUGUGUGUUUUACAUCAACUAAAAUAUGGUUUUGUGUUUGUGAUGUUUAGCGUCUUAAAAAAGAAGAAAGUGAAAAACAACAGAAAGUGAUGCUUGAAAAAAGAGCAAACUUCCGAGAAGCUACAAAGAACUUGUUGGUGUUUUCACAAGGGGAUAUGGAAAUGAAGGAAAAGAAAGCGAAAAAGAAGGUAAUAGCUCGUGAGUUUUGAGCUGUAUCGGGUGAAUACCACACCCUGGGCAAUUGAAAUUCUGUAUCCAAAUUUAGAUAGUUUUUAAUAUUAAUCACACCAAGUAAAACAAUUAUCCAAUGCGGAUUUGCAUGACAAACUAGAAAAUAUGUACAGUGGUAUGCAGUACAGCGUUGAAAUGGUGCUACUUUAUUUUCUCAACAUUAGACCAGUUUGCAGAGAUCGGAUCAAAUACAAAGUAUCCAACUAUCUUCAAUAGAGCGUUUGCACAUGACGUCACAGCCGCCAUGUUGGUGUUCCAAUUCAAAAUAAUUUUAAUCAACCUCGUAAUGGCGGCUCUCCACUUCUUGUGUGUCGAAAUACAAUAUUAAUAAACGCAAUCAAACUUAAUUUGUCUCCCAUAUAAAUUUCCUACAUUUACAUGUAAGUUUUAUUUCAGAGAGGAAGAGAAACUGGUGAAAUUUACUCGAGUGGAAGUGGAAGCGAAGUUGAAGAUCAAGAGAGGGCGAAGAAGGAACCGAAGAAAAGGUUUUUACUCAUAACUCAUUUGAUUGGUGCAGGAUUAGAUUGUAUUAGAUUCUUAAUACAAUUAAGAAUACGUUGGAUUCUUGACGCAUUGUGGUUAGAGUUCUUAAUAUGGAAAUAGACAGUGCUGUUUGUUGUACUUUUGUCCAUUAUGGUUAUUGUGGUUAGAGUUCUUAAUAUGGAAACAGACAGUGCUGUUUAUUGCACUCUUGUCCAUUAUGGUUAUUGUGGUUAGAGUUCUUAAUAUGGAAAUAGACAGUGCUGUUUGUUGUACUUUUGUCCAUUGUGGUUAGAGUUCUUAAUAUGGAAAUAGACAGUGCUGUUUGUUGUACUUUUGUCCAUUGUGGUUAUUGUGGUUAGAGUUCUUAAUAUGGAAAUAGACAGUGCUGUUUAUUGUACUUUUGUCCAUUGUGGUUAGAGUUCUUAAUAUGGAAAUAGACAGUGUUGUUUGUUGUACUCUUGUCCAUUGUGGUUAUUGUGGUUAGAGUUCUUAAUAUGGAAAUAGACAGUGCUGUUUGUUGUACUUUUGUCCAUUGUGGUUAUUGUGGUUAGAGUUCUUAAUAUGGAAAUAGACAGUGCUGUUUGUUGUACUUUUGUCCAUUGUGGUUAUUGUAGUUAGAGUUCUUAAUAUGGAAAUAGACAGUGCUGUUUGUUGUACUUUUGUCCAUUGUGGUUAUUGUGGUUAGUGUUCUUAAUAUGGAAAUAGACAGUGCUGUUUGUUGUACUUUUGUCCAUUGUGGUUAUUGUAGUUAGAGUUCUUAAUAUGGAAAUAGACAGUGCUGUUUGUUGUACUUUUGUCCAUUGUGGUUAUUGUGGUUAGAGUUCUUAAUAUGGAAAUAGACAGUGCUGUUUGUUGUACUUUUGUCUAUUGUGGUUAUUGUGGUUAGAGUUCUUAAUAUGGAAAUAGACAUUGCUGUUUGUUGUACUUUUGUCCAUUGUGGUUAUUGUAGUUAGAGUUCUUAAUAUGGAAAUAGACAGUGCUGUUUGUUGUACUUUUGUCCAUUGUGAUUAUUGUGGUUAGAGUUCUUAAUAUGGAAAUAGACAUUGCUGUUUGUUGUACUUUUGUCCAUUGUGAUUAUUGUGGUUAGAGUUCUUAAUAUGGAAAUAGACAGUGCUGUUUGUUGUACUUUUGUCCAUUGUGGUUAUUGUAGUUAGAGUUCUUAAUAUGGAAAUAGACAGUGCUGUUUAUUGUACUUUUGUCCAUUGUGAUUAUUGUAGUUAGAGUUCUUAAUAUGGAAAUAGACUGUGCUCUUUAUUGUACUUUUGUCCAUUGUGAUUAUUGUAGUUUGAGUUCUUAAUAUGGAAAUAGACAGUGCUGUUUGUUGUACUUUUGUCCAUUGUGGUUAUUGUGGUUAGUGUUCUUAAUAUGGAAAUAGACAGUGCUGUUUGUUGUACUUUUGUCCAUUGUGGUUAUUGUAGUUAGAGUUCUUAAUAUGGAAAUAGACAGUGCUGUUUGUUGUACUCUUGUCCAUUGUGGUUAUUUCCUCAUGUUUCUUGUACAGUAGUAGAUUUAAGGAUAGGCUUGUGAUUGGGUUCCAUAUCAAAGAGAAACAGAAUACAUGAAAAUCAGGCCAUUCGGGCAAAAGUGGAAUAAAGAGUAAAGUCUAUUGAUCCGACUUGUUUUCGUUAAUGUUCAUUUGGAGUUGACAAUUUCCCUAAAAUUUCUAGGAAAAAAGAAGCUGGAGAAAAGAAGUAAGUAUCGUGCGUUGUUUUAAAUUGUCACAUUCAAGUUUCAAGUUCAUUUCUCCACUUAUUCUCGGUUGCGCUCAGCCCCUUCAUCCGUAUACUGUUAGGGAUGUGCUGGAUCCGGAUAAUGUCAUCCAAAAAAAUAGACAUUGUGUAUGUCUUCAGUAGCUUUCUUGUGUUCAGUAGCUUUCUUGUAUAUGUCCUCAGUAGCUUUCUUGUGUAUGUCUUCAGUAGCUUUCUUGUAUAUGUCUUCAGUAGCUUUCUUGUAUAUGUCCUCAGUAGCUUUCUUGUGUAUGUCUUCAGUAGCUUUCUUGUAUAUGUCUUCAGUAGCUUUCUUGUAUAUGUCCUCAGUAGCUUUCUUGUGUAUGUCCUCAGUAUCUUUCUUGUAUAUGUCUUCAGUAUCUUUCUUGUAUAUGUCUUCAGUAUCUUUCUUGUGUAUGUCUUCAGUAGCUUUCUUGUGUAUGUCUUCAGUAGCUUUCUUGUGUAUGUCCUCAGUAUCUUUCUUGUAUAUGUCUUCAGUAUCUUUCUUGUGUAUGUCUUCAGUAGCUUUCUUGUGUUCAGUAGCUUUCUUGUGUGUGUCUUCAGUAGCUUUCUUGUGUAUGUCUUCAGUAGCUUUCUUGUAUAUGUCUUCAGUAUCUUUCUUGUGUAUGUCUUCAGUAUCUUUCUUGUGUAUGUCUUCAGUAGCUUUCUUGUGUAUGUCUUCAGUAUCUUUCUUGUGUAUGUCUUCAGUAGCUUUCUUGUAUAUGUCUUCAGUAUCUUUCUUGUGUAUGUCUUCAGUAUCUUUCUUGUAUAUGUCUUCAGUAUCUUUCUUGUGUAUGUCUUCAGUAUCUUUCUUGUGUAUGUCUUCAGUAGCUUUCUUGUAUAUGUCUUCAGUAGCUUUCUUGUAUAUGUCUUCAGUAGCUUUCUUGUGUAUGUCUUCAGUAGCUUUCUUGUGUAUGUCUUCAGUAGCUUUCUUGUGUAUGUCUUCAGUAGCUUUCUUGUAUAUGUCCUCAGUAGCUUUCUUGUGUAUGUCUUCAGUAUCUUUCUUGUGUAUGUCUUCAGUAGCUUUCUUGUAUAUGUCUUCAGUAGCUUUCUUGUAUAUGUCCUCAGUAGCUUUCUUGUAUAUGUCUUCAGUAUCUUUCUUGUAUAUGUCCUCAGUAGCUUUCUUGUGUAUGUCUUCAGUAGCUUUCUUGUGUAUGUCUUCAGUAUCUUUCUUGUGUAUGUCUUCAGUAGCUUUCUUGUGUAUGUCCUCAGUAUCUUUCUUGUGUAUGUCUUCAGUAUCUUUCUUGUAUAUGUCUUCAGUAGCUUUCUUGUAUAUGUCUUCAGUAGCUUUCUUGUAUAUGUCCUCAGUAUCUUUCUUGUGUAUGUCUUCAGUAGCUUUCUUGUGUAUGUCCUCAGUAUCUUUCUUGUGUAUGUCCUCAGUAGCUUUCUUGUGUAUGUCUUCAGUAGCUUUCUUGUAUAUGUCUUCAGUAGCUUUCUUGUAUAUGUCCUCAGUAGCUUUCUUGUGUAUGUCUUCAGUAGCUUUCUUGUGUAUGUCUUCAGUAGCUUUCUUGUAUAUGUCUUCAGUAUCUUUCUUGUAUAUGUCUUCAGUAUCUUUCUUGUAUAUGUCCUCAGUAUCUUUCUUGUAUAUGUCUUCAGUAGCUUUCUUGUAUAUGUCUUCAGUAGCUUUCUUGUAUAUGUCUUCAGUAGCUUUCUUGUAUAUGUCUUCCAUAGCUUUCUUGUAUAUGUCUUCAGUAUCUUUCUUGUGUAUGUCCUCAGUAGCUUUCUUGUGUAUGUCUUCAGUAGCUUUCUUGUGUAUGUCUUCAGUAGCUUUCUUGUAUAUGUCUUCAGUAUCUUUCUUGUGUAUGUCUUCAGUAGCUUUCUUGUGUAUGUCUUCAGUAUCUUUCUUGUGUAUGUCUUCAGUAGCUUUCUUGUGUAUGUCUUCAGUAGCUUUCUUGUGUAGGUUCUUGUGUAUGUCUUCAGUAGCUUACGUCAUGUGUGUAGAGCGCGACGUCCUGCACAACGAAAGAAGAAACAAGUGGAUCCUGAUGCACAUUUAUCAGCGAAACAACGUCGUAAGAUCAAGUCUAAAGCCAUCAUCUCUUCAUCUGAUGAAGAUUCCGAUUCCGAUGUCGAUAAAUUAAAAAUAUCUGAAGAUAUUGAACGGUAAGAAAUAUUUAGUUUUCCAUCAAGUUAUACGCUAAUGCUGAUACCAUUUUUACCCAGUAAGAAAUGCCCGAACUGAAAGCCCCAAAAUAUCAAGAUAUUAAAUUUGAAUGCAAGACAAUCUCUCCACUGAGAAAGAAAAACAGUAAAGAUAUCUUUUCAAUGAUAGAUUUGAUAAGGAAAUUUGUUACUUAGGCUAAGAGGUUCGUUCCUCUGGCCAUUACACAGGGAGCAGCGGAGUCGAGUUUAUAUACUAAAACAAGACAAACACCGUCUUACCUUGUUAAUUGUAAUAUAUUUCAUUGUAGAAUCCCAAUGUGUGCAUUAAAAAUUCAUAUUUUUUCAUCAAAAUUAUGGGAUACAAACCAAACUAUUUACCAAAAUAUAAAUUUCAAUAUUAAUAUACUCCGCUGCCUUGAAUUACCGUCGACUCGUAUUUUCCGAAAUGCUAACGAACACUGACCGAGAGAGCAACGAAUAAGAAACGAAGAAAGGGAGUAAACAUUGCAGAUCUUUCGUCGCAUGUGCACCACAACACCCUAUGAUGGAAGUGAAUAAAACCUGAAGACGGCCAUUGACCAAUGACGAAGUAGAACUUCAUUUGACAAUUGUAAUUAGUAUUCGAAAAAUUUAAAUCAAUCAUGCAUCAACACGAAACAAUACGACACUUCCGUCAUAGGGUGUUGCAGUGCACAUCGUACGAAAAUAAUCGAUGAAUAUCGGUCGUCAAAUAUGUAGGUUAAACGACCGUUUAUUGAAAUUUAUUUCCUGGCGUAGUAAGAAUAGAUAAUUUCUAGAUUGUAUACAAAAAAUUAUGUUUUUUUAUAAAAUAUUAAGGAAGUUAUAGCCAUCCUAAAAUGUCACCCCAAUGACUGUUUACUCCCUUUCUUCGUUUCCUAUUGUUAGUCUAAUUUAAGCGAAAUGUGAGUCCACAAUAAUCUACAACAGCGGAGUAUAUUCAUUUGGUGUCAUUACAUGAAGUGCGAAUAUACAAUCAUACAAUGUUUAUAUGGUUUUACGACAAUUUCAACAGACUAUAAAUUAUAAAAUAUGCAUUUUCAAUGCAUACAUUGGGUUCUACAAUGAAAUAUAUUACAAUUAACAAGGUAAGACGGAGUUUGUCUUGUUUUACAAGAUAAACUCGACUCCUCUGCUCCCUGUGCCCAUUCCUGCAUAAUGUAUUAACUCUAAUACUUUAUGCUGCAUAAUUUGACAGGAUCACUCACGUAAAUGAUGUUUUAUUUAGUGAUGAGAAGUCUGGUAAUGAGAGCGAGAAAGAAGCUUCAGCUGAGGAAAGUGCUCAAAGUAGUGCAGGUUGGUUCACUUCUUUCUCGAAAUCUUCACUGUCAAGGGACGUAUCGUGUGCACGGGCAUUUAAUCGUUGUAGUGAAAUGUUCCACAAUGAAACGUAGCAUCCCAUAUUUCUUCUGUGACAAUAGCAUAAAUUAUGGAGAUUGGAAAGACAAGUUUGUGUGCAGAGCUUGAAAUGUCCUCUCUGUAGCAAUGCGUGACUGACAACAUUCAUCAACUCUCGUUUGACUGGGGCUGUAUAUACUACUUGAUAAUGACGUGUGUGGUAACGUCCAAUCGUCGUCGGUUUUUCAAAAUUGUUUAAAUUUUGAAUAGUUCUUGAAAUGAUUAAUUUAAUUAAAGAAAUAUUUUAGUGCAGCAUUUUAUCGUGGAAUAUAAGAAAACCACUUAUAAGACAAGCUACGUUUUCCACAAUUUUCUUUGUUUUAUAACAGAAGAACAGAAUGAUUCAGAUGAUGAGAAAAAAAGGGAUGAGGAUGACGAAUCCGGAGAUGAAAAAGAGAAGAGCAAUGACGAAUCUGGGGACGAGAAAGAAACUGUUGAGAAGAGUGAUCAGGAAUCAGGAGAUGAAAAGGAAAAUGCUGAAAAAAGUGACGAAGAGUCUGGGGAUGAGAAGGAAAGUGUUGAGAAAAGUGAUCAGGAAUCAGAAGAUGAAAAAGUUGAGAAGAGUGACCAGGACUCAGACAAUGAGGAAACAAAGGAACAUGAAUCGGAUGAUGAAAAAGACGAAACUAAGGAAGAAAAUGAAGAAUCAGAAAAAGAUGAAUCAGACGGUGAGAGAAUGGAGGCAGAAAGUGGUGAUGAAUCAGGUGAUGAGAAAGAAGAUAAACACGAAAGUGGCUCAGAAGAAGAGACUUCAGGCAACAGGAAAAGAGAAUUAUCCAGUGAUAAUGAAAAUAAUGAAGAAGAAGGUGAAACACCAAAGAAAAAAUCAAAACAACUUGCAAGUUCGUAAGUAAAAUAUUCAUUAUUAUAGACCAAUGAAGUUUAUAGUAUUUUUUAAGACCUCAAUUUGUGCCCAAAGAAUUCGAACAGAGUUUAGAACAGCGACGGUGGGGCCGGUAGUACGAAAGCCAGCUAUCCACCGGAGAGUGAUUUUUUCAACCUUGGUAAAAAUGCCCAAAAAGCUGGGAAACUACAGAUAUGGACCUCGCAAUAAAUAUAAAAAACUCUUUAAUUUAUAAUUAAUAACGGUAAUCUUGGUUAUACUACUUUCGUCUUUUAGAAAGCUUGAAUCUAAUAUGCAUGCGCCUUUUUCUCAAAACGAAGAACAUGAACAAUCUUUUUUGAAACUCUGCUGGCAUUCCUUUUAGAUCUGAAUCAGAUGAGGAAUAACCAGAAUAUGAGGAUGAAAAGAAACAACAUGCGACUGAAGAGGUUUCAAACUCAAUUUUUCUUAAGAAUGUAACAUAAACUUUGUAAAUAUUCUAACAAUAGUGCGACGUAAGUUUAGCCUCCUCCGCAGGUAACUACGUAAUACUUCAUAGAAAUAAUGGGGGGUAACAGGGUAUCACGAGGGGUAGCAUUACUACCACGCCUCACUUGUCACCCCUCUGUUUUCCACCGAGUUGCCUGCGGAGGAGACUACCAUGUGUCGGUCGUAUUCCAUCACGACAUAGUAAACGUAGUGUGUGGAUCAAUACAUAUCAAGGUUACAUUAAACAUGUCUAACAAACAUUCUCCAUUUCAUCGCUGAUUUAAUCCUUCACUAUCAUUAAACAUUAGGAACACUUCAUACGUUAACUUUUUAAACCGAAAUUUGUUUUAACACUCUCUUAAAAUCAUUUUCAGUUGUUUUAUUUGAUUAAAAAGUUAAAAUUUUCCUCAUGAAAAGAGAACGAUAUCAUAAAAUUUAUAGUAAAGGCAAACGCAGAAUUCAAUAAAAUAGUUAGUGAAUGAAGUUCAUACAAUACCCAAAUGUUAUUGACAUGCUGAAUAAUGCUAGAUAUGAUGGCAAAACAGAAGUAGGUUUUGCUUUGCCGCAAUUUAAUGGUCCCGGGCCGGUUGUAUAAAACGUUUUUAACUUUUUAGUUAAAGUUAACCACAGUUAGUGCGAAAGUUAAUCAAUCAAAAUCGCGUAUCUCAUGGUUAACUACUAUUUAACUACAAAAUAGAGGUUGAAAGGUAGUUAAGAGUUUUAUACAACCGACCCUGCCGUUUCUCUUCACAAGCUGGAUUGAGAAUGAACAAAAUACAGUUGAACAGCAUGGUAAUUAAAAUCAUUGGUAAUAAAAUUUUCAUUUGAAAAUAUGAAUUCUCUACAUAUUAUUUUUACCACUAAAUAUGCCAUUAUUUUCUGCUCAUUGAAAAUGGUUUGCUUCCAAGUGGUUCAACAGUCUAUUGUAUUGAACAUGUAGCAACGUUGUCAACUCCAACGUCAAAAUACUCGUAUCCGAUUCCUUGAAGUUCUUGUUAGAUCGUCAUUCAAUGUUAACAGUAUCUAAACGAGAACAAACAAGGUUUGUAUGAGAUUGAGCUCGCCUUGACACUCAACGUAGUUAAUGCUUGUUUACCACCAUAUCUCAC